CCCAAGGGAGGUUGAGGUAAAAAACCUUGCCUCGGUUUUACAGGCUGUUCUCGUUGUUGCUCACACGGAGCGCGUGAAUUGACCUCAAACCCCAAGCCCUCCUCUCUUCUUCUCAGGGGAAGCCCAGUCCCCAAGGACAAAACCGUAAUUACACCUAGCCUCACACGCUGAUCUCCUUGUUCCCUUGUUUUUCAAAAAUCCAGAUCUACGAAUCCCUCUCUUUUGAGUCCGUACAACCAUCAUCGUCGAGAAAGAAACCCUAAUCUCUCUAAUUCGAGGGCUUCAACGAUGGGGGAUUUCAAUCUGGCCCUAGUGAUCGUGGCCAUAGUGGUGUGCGUUCUCGUCUUCCUCUUCAACAUCUACCUUCUCGUGAAUUACCAGCAUCCCGACGAUGCAAACCAGGCUUAUUUUCCCAAAUUCGUUGUCGUUUUGGGGCUCUCCAUUGCCUCCAUUUCAAUCCUCAUGCUUCCCGCCGACGUUGCCAAUCGGCAAGCCUGUCGGCAUGCGAUAUAUAAUGGCGCAUGUAACUUUACCCUGCCGAUGAGGGAUCUGUGGCUCGCCAUUUACAUUGUUGAUGCUGUACUCGUAUUCUUUGUUAUUCCCUUCGCCAUGUUCUACUACGAAGGAGACCAGGACAAGAGCGUUGGCAAGCGGAUAAAAAGUGCCUUAUUAUGGGUCAUCACUACAGCCAUCGUCUGUGCUCUUGUGCUUGGCAUUCUAUAUGGGCUAGUCGGAAAGGUGGACUUCACUAUUAGGCACCUCUCUUCAUCCACAACUUCCUUUCCAACGUCAUGGGAAUUUUCCAGUAGCCAACAAUGUAUUGGAAGUGGCACACACCAGUGCUCUGCUUAUUCUGCAAGUGCUUCAUCUGAGAAAACAUGGACAAUGCGCACUACUUUUCCAGAAUAUGUUGUUGCUCUUGCUACCAUUGUCGGAUCUGUACUUUUCUCUAUAUUUGGAGGGGUUGGUAUUGCUUGUUUGCCAUUGGGACUUAUAUUUUCAUUCAUUCGGCGUCCCAAGGCUGUUAUCACACGUUCACAGUAUAUUAAGGAAGCCACUGAACUAGGUAAAAAGGCAAGAGACUUGAAGAAAGCGGCUGAUGCGCUCCAUCAGGAAGAAAGAAGUGGUUCCAAGGGUAGAAAGUGGCGUAAAAAUGUGAAGGCAGUAGAGAAGGAGUUGCUUCAGUUGGAAGAUGAUGUAAAGGCUUUAGAAGAGAUGUACCCGCAGGGAGAAAAGGCUGAGACUACAUGGGCUUUGACCGUCCUUGGCUACUUGGCAAAACUUGUGUUGGGUAUUUUAGGGUUGAUUGUUUCAGUGGCUUGGAUUGCUCAUAUCGUCAUAUAUUUGCUGAUUGAUCCUCCUCUAUCUCCUUUCUUAAAUGAGGUUUUCAUCAAGCUAGAUGAUGUCUGGGGUCUUUUGGGUACUGCAGCAUUUGCAUUCUUCUGCUUCUACCUUCUGCUUGCGGUGAUUGCAGGGGCAAUGAUGCUUGGACUUAGAUUAGUUUUCAUUACAAUCCAUCCCAUGAAGUGGGGUGCCACUCUUAUGAACUCCUUUCUUUUUAAUGUGGGACUUAUUCUCCUGUGUUCCAUCAGUGUGAUUCAAUUCUGUGCCACAGCAUUUGGAUACUAUGCUCAAGCAACUGCUGCACAGGAAAUAUUUGGCCACACACUGGAAUCUCUCAGAGGAAUUAAAUAUUUAUACAAGUAUAAUGUGUUUCAAAUCGCAUUUAUUGUUCUUGCCGGAUUGACCUUCAUAUAUUAUGCGGCCUUUGGAUGGAGAAGAAGAAGACCUAGUGGCAGGUUCCAGCUGUCCAGUUGAAUUGUAUCUUUGCCCGGGAGAGCACACACCCACCUGGAGCUUUUGUAGUUCACAGUUUUAUCUUUAUUCCGGAGAGAAUUUCUUAUUCGGAUGUGUAUGGCCCCCUUCUUUCCUUUUAAUGUUGAGAUGUCUACAGUAGGCACAAAUCAUCCGGAUGAAAUUUAGUCGCUCUAGUGUGGAAGUUUCCUCACUUCAUGCAUGUAUUGUUCCUUGUUUGAUUUAUGUUAUACAUUUGCUUGGGCGUGUGAUUGAGAUAUCUCGUGUAACAUGGGGACUGGGUUUUGGGUUGCCCUUCAAUGUAAUAUAAUCUUUGAGAACAAGAAGUUUUAUGAUCAGCAUUUCAUUUUCAUGUA
Molecule: messenger RNA, 2171 nt
Organism: Vitis riparia (riverbank grape)
Lineage: Eukaryota; Viridiplantae; Streptophyta; Magnoliopsida; Vitales; Vitaceae
Product: LIMR family protein At5g01460
Exons: 14
Coding region: 289-1818 (509 amino acids)
Source: RefSeq, a predicted model, not a curated record